CACUGUGCGGCUUCAUCAGGCUCUGGGGGCGCGUCUGCAAAGUGGAAAGCGGGUUCAAUUUCAAACCCAAACAGUCCGAGGGACGAGCCAGUAGAUUGUGGGAUUACGCUAAAACCAAGUAGUUACAGCGUCUAACCGUUUAAUUUGUACCGUUAUUGAAACUUAAACCAGUGCUGUGUCGUUUCACCGGCCGUGGUUACAAUCCACACAAUCCGCGGAGGGGAAAAAAAAAAGUCGCCCGCCGCGUCUUCGCUCCAGUUUUCCGCCUGGUUAAUGUGGAUGAAUAACUGACGCUUGGCUUGUUUGCAGCAGGUGUUGAACAAACCUAUAACUUGUCACAUUGGACCUACUACUGCGUUUUAAUUCAUAUAUCCGACAUAGGAAGCCAUUUCUGCAAGAAUCAUGCCGAGGACCAACAGGCAAAGAGAAUACAAACCUGGAGAUCUUGUAUUUGCUAAAAUGAAGGGCUAUCCACACUGGCCUGCCAGGAUUGACGAGUUACCUGAUGGAGCCGUGAAGUCCCCCUCAAACAAGUACCAGGUGUUCUUUUUUGGGACGCAUGAGACGGCAAACCUGGGGGCCAAGGAUUUGUUCCCAUACGAUGAAAAUAAGGAGAAGUAUGGAAAAGCAAACAAGAGGAAAGGCUUCGCUGAGGGACUCUGGGAGAUAGAGAACAACCCCACUGUCACGCAUGAAGGCUACGAGUCAUCGAAGAAGGACAACGCGUCAGAAGGAGCAGGGGAUACAGGCAGCUCGGAGAAAGCCGAUGCCGAGGGCAGCAGCGAUGAGGAUGAAGGGGCCCUGGUGAUCGACGAGAAGAACGAGAGGGGAGGAACUAAACGAAAAGCAGAGGAGUCCACAGAUGCAUCACCCAAGCGGCCGAAGGAUACAGAGGCAGAAGGAGAUCCUAAAGUAGACGGCAACAAGUCUAACGCAGAGGCCAAGCUCAACGAUGUGGCUGCACCCAAGGCUAAUGCUCCCUCCUCACAGAGUGAGUCGAAAGCAGAGGCCCAGGAAAACGCUCCAGCAGGAGGCCAGCUAACAGCAGUGAAGCCUGUGACAGACAGCGCUUAACGUCAACUCUCAGAAGAAAACCAAGAACCUUUGACGCUUUUCUCUGGAAUACAAGCAUCAACAUGAUUACUCGCAGGAUGCCAGAUUUCAGCUGUUUAAUUAAUAGGAGAAUUAAAAAAAAAAAACAACCCAAGUGUUUGUAUUGAGAGACAAACAAAUCUUCAUUUGCCAUUUUUGGGAUAUCAUAUAUCCCAGAAAAACAAAAAAAGUUUCCUAAUCUGAUUUCAAACAAUUGAACUGAGCACUUUAUGGCUCAUUUAUAAAUGGGAUUUUGGUGUGUAUAUAUUUUUUAUUUCUAAGUGCAAUUACAUAAUUACAAAGACUGAAUGCUAGGUGUCAAAAACAUUUUUUCAGUUUAGAGGGAAUAAACACUGAAUAUAUCAUAAAUUAAAAAAUGAUUUAAACCAGAAAAAGAAAAGAUAAAAUACUCCCAUUUGAUGGUUUUAAAACAGAUAUUGUACAGGAAUAAGAACAAAUUUUCACUCAUGCUCUCAGCGUUAGUUCAUAAAAUUAAAUGUUUUACUUCCAUUUGUUCCACCUAGCUUAUCAGCCUCAUCUUAAAUCAUAUAUUCAGUCAUUGGAUACAUGAUAAGUUGCACUUUCUGGAUUUUUUUUUUUCCUGCCCCAUUAAUCAUUGUCUAGUUCACUGUAUCAUGUUUUUAUGCAACACAGGUUUUGUUGCUUUGGUGUAGUGAAUGCUUCAUUGCAGGUGACCAAAUUGUGUAAAUUAAUUUCACCAGAUUUGAAAAUGUAAAGCCCAUUUAAAGAAGAGAUAUUGUAGGAUGAAACACUCUGCUAAACCCCUCUGUAACUUUCUUUAGCUGGUUGAUUGUUGAAAGCAGAAAGACAUUCCUGAAUGUUGUUGUGUCAGAGCUUGGUCGGUCUAGAAACCUAGGAGGUGGAGCUCUGUAGCAUUUGUGUGUGGUGGGGUAAAAAAAUGUUUUCGUUUUGUUUUGGCACCUUUUUUUUUUUUGGAGAAAUUAUCUGUCAAACUCUUUCAAAUCCAUCAACUCAACUCUCAAAUUUCAUGUUAUUACAAACUCAUAAGCGCACAUUUAUGCUGCCAUUGCUUGAUACUGGAGAUGUAAUUGGGAAGAAACACUUAAUUGCAUUCAGUAGUUGGUUGUACCAAAUAUGUUUAUUUUUCAAACGCAUUGCUGACAUUCUUAAUGCCAACAUUAUCUACACAAAGUGAUUGUUGAAGGAAAUUAAAGUAAGAAGAAUCUACAGAGUGAA
Centropristis striata (black sea bass) is the source of this 2310-nucleotide messenger RNA. RefSeq names its product hepatoma-derived growth factor-like. The coding region runs from base 403 to 1074 and encodes 223 amino acids. Gene Ontology annotation, cellular component: nucleus. The transcript has 6 exons. NCBI's taxonomy places the organism in Eukaryota, Metazoa, Chordata, Actinopteri, Perciformes, Serranidae. Gene Ontology annotation, molecular function: double-stranded DNA binding; transcription coregulator activity. The record is from RefSeq and is a predicted model, not a curated record. Gene Ontology annotation, biological process: regulation of transcription by RNA polymerase II.